Messenger RNA from Acanthamoeba castellanii str. Neff, 924 nucleotides. RefSeq names its product protein serine/threonine kinase. Gene Ontology annotation, molecular function: protein kinase activity; ATP binding. NCBI's taxonomy places the organism in Eukaryota, Discosea, Longamoebia, Acanthamoebidae. Gene Ontology annotation, biological process: protein phosphorylation. The coding region runs from base 1 to 924 and encodes 307 amino acids. The transcript has 7 exons. The record is from RefSeq and is a predicted model, not a curated record.
AUGAGUGAAGAAAGCGUGCUGAACCAGAAGUAUGAGGUCAAGAAGGAGCUCGGCAGAGGGGCGUUCUCUGUUGUGAAGCUGGGCGUGAACAAGAAGACGAAGGAGAAGGUGGCCAUUAAGGUCAUUGAUCGAUCCAAUGUCGGAAAGGACUACGAGAAGAACCUUCUCAUGGAGAUGGAGAUCUUGCAGAGGGUGCACCAUCCCAAUAUUAUUCAGCUGCACGAGAUGAUCGAAGAAGACAACAAAAUCUACUUCGCGAUGGAGCUGGUGACCGGUGGCGAGCUUUUUGAUCGUAUCGUGGAGAAGGGUUCCUACACCGAGGAGGAUGCCAAGGUCCUCGUCCGCAAAAUCGUGAGUGCCAUCGAGUAUCUGCACGACAUGAACAUUGCCCACCGCGACUUGAAGCCCGAAAAUCUUCUCGUGAAGAGCAUUGCCGAUGACACCGAGGUCAAAAUCGCUGACUUUGGCCUGUCCAAAAUCAUCGACGAGCAGAAGAUGAUGCAGACCGCCUGCGGAACCCCCGGUUACGUUGCCCCGGAGGUGCUCAACGCCGAGGGCUACGACAAGGAGGUCGACAUGUGGAGCAUUGGCGUGAUCACCUACAUUUUGCUUUGCGGAUUCCCCCCGUUCUAUGCCGAAACGGUGCCGGAGGUGUUCGAGCAGAUCCUCAAGGCCGAGUACGACUACCCCGAGGAGUACUGGGGCGAGAUCUCUGCCGAGGGCAAGGACUUCAUCAACCAUCUGCUGGUGGUGGACCCCAAGGACAGACUCACGGCCAAGCAGGCGCUCGAGCACAAGUGGCUGCACUCGAAGGGCAAGGAGAAGAAGAAGACGAAGCUGGCCAAGUUCCAGGAGAAGAUGAGGAAUUACGUGAGCUUGAGGAAGCAGCAGUCCAAGGCCAACCACACGGAACUGGGCAACUAA